Messenger RNA from Lichtheimia ornata, 948 nucleotides. RefSeq lists its product as uncharacterized. Lineage: Eukaryota; Fungi; Mucoromycota; Mucoromycetes; Mucorales; Lichtheimiaceae. The transcript is spliced from 9 exons. Gene Ontology annotation, cellular component: U1 snRNP; U2-type prespliceosome. The coding region runs from base 1 to 948 and encodes 315 amino acids. Gene Ontology annotation, molecular function: mRNA binding. Gene Ontology annotation, biological process: mRNA splice site recognition. The record is from RefSeq and is a predicted model, not a curated record.
AUGGAUUUCCAAAAGGCAAUGUUGGAGGAGCUCAUGUCCCAGUACGUGGACGUCGACAAUAAGGAUUUCUGGGAUGAUUCAGUCUGCAAGCAUUACCUUGUUGCCUAUUGCCCUUCGCAACUCUUUACCAACACCAAGUCUGAUUUGGGUCCCUGCGACAAGAUUCACAAUGACCGUCUCAAGGAACGUUAUCAAAGUGCUCCCGAUAAGCAUAAAUAUCCUUAUGAAGCCGAGUUUUACGAUUACCUGAACAAGCUUGUGAACGAUCUAGGCCGCAGGAUUAGAAACGGCAAGGGAAGAUUGAAUAUCCAAGGCGAGGAUAAGUUAGCUGAAAAUCGCAAGGAAGAGCGUGAGGAAAAGAUGGUUCUACUUGACGUCAAGAUUAAGGAAAUGCUGCAAAAGAUUGAAGAAGCCGGUGAAGAAGGUCGUGUUCAGGAAGCGGCUGAUUUGACAACCGAAGUUGAGAAACUGCAAGCUGAGUUAUCACAAUUGAAAGAGAAUGCUGAUAGCGGCAAAAGUGAAAAGCGUAUGGAGGUGUGUCAAGUAUGUGGUGCGUUCCUUGUUACAAAUGACUCGUCGGAUCGCCUAGAGGCACAUUACCAGGGUAAGCAACACCAAGGUUAUCUCAAAAUUCGCGAGACUCUCGAUCAGAUCAAGCAAUCAAAACAAUUUGGAGGCCGCGACAGAGACUACACGCGUGCACGUUAUGAUUAUCGCAAUGAUCGCCGUGACGGAGGUAGGGAAAGAGAUCACCGUCGUUAUUCUGAUCGGGAUCGUGGCUACAGAGAACGAGAUGACCAUGGUCGCCGUAGCCGUGAUAGACGAGGUGGUGGGGAUGAUGAUUGGGACCGAGAAAUGGAACGAUACAACCGACGCUCUCGCCAUUACGAUGAUGAUUACCCUCGCCGAUCACGUUCACGUUCACCAAGACGAAGCCGUUACGAUUAA